CAGUUCACAUUUGCUACACAACACGCACUCCCUGUUAGCUCACACCAGUGACACAUUCACUGUCGAUCUCGGGAAAGCAAGAGGCUCUGGACUAGCUCCGUGUAACCGAAGAGAUUAUUGAAUUGUAUUUUAGCUGUAUUUGUUCUUUCUUUCUGGAGUUCAGCUUUCCUACAUCCAGGAUACAUUUAGCCCUAGUAUCAGUGGAGAUCGUGGAAGAUGGGUCGAGUCCCUGCGAUAUCUGUCCUUAUUUUGGGCAUCGUAGUUCCAGCUUUGGCCGGCUACAUUGAGGCCCUGGCAGCCAACGCGGGCACGGGGUUCGCCGUGGCGGAGCCGCAAGUCGCCAUGUUCUGCGGGAAACUCAACAUGCACGUGAACAUCCAGACGGGCCGCUGGGAGGCCGACCCCUCCGGCACCAGGAGCUGCGUGGAGACCAAGGAGGGCGUGAUGCAGUACUGUCAGGAGAUGUACCCUGAACUACAGAUCACAAACGUGCUGGAGGCCAACCAGCCAAUCAGGAUCGAGAACUGGUGCAAGAAGGAGAAGAAGCAGUGCAAAGGCCACGCCCACCUGGUGGUGCCUUACAAGUGCUUAGUGGGGGAGUUUGUGAGCGACGUCCUCCUGGUGCCCGAGAAGUGCAAGUUCUUCCACAAGGAGCGCAUGGACAUGUGCGUCAGCCACCAGCAGUGGCACGGCGUCGCCAAGGAGGCCUGUGCCAAGGGCUCCAUGGUCCUGCACAGCUACGGCAUGCUGCUGCCCUGUGGCAUCGACAAGUUCCAUGGCACCGAGUACGUGUGCUGCCCCUCGUCUCGCCGCGGGGAGCCCGCCGCCGCCCCCGCCCUGACGUCCCAGGAGGAGGAGGACGAAGAGGAGGACCAGGAGAUUGAAGAGACGGAGCUGGAUGAAGACGAGCCCGUGGAGGAGAGCGAUGCACCCGUCGACGAGCAGCUGUCCCAGAGAGAGGAGCCGGUGGAGGAGGACGAAGAGGACGAGGACGAGGAUGAGUACCACUACGUGUACGAGGACGAGGAGGCUGACCGGGAGGAGGAGGAGGAGGACGCCAAGGAGCGCGUCCCCGAGAGCCAGGACGAGGACAAGACCCUGGAGGAGGUGAAAGCGGUGUGUGCGCUGGAGGCAGAGACGGGCCCCUGCCGCGCCUCCAUGUUCCGCUGGCACUUCGACUUGAGCCAGAAGAAGUGCGUUCGUUUCGUGUACGGGGGCUGCGCCGGCAACCGCAACAAUUUCGACUCCGAGGAGUACUGCAUGGCCGUGUGCAAGCGCCUGACGGUGCCCCCCACGCCUCAGCCCACUGACGACGUGGACGUGUACUUCGAGACCCCCGCUGACGACAGGGAGCACAGCCGCUUCCAGAAGGCCAAGGAGCAGUUGGAGAUCAGGCACCGCAACCACAUGGAGAGAGUGAGGAAGGAGUGGGAGGAUGCUGAGCGUCAGGGUAAGAACCUGCCCAAGGCUGAGAGGCAGACUCUGAUCCAGCGCUUUCAGACCAUAGUGGAGUCUCUGGAGGAGGAAGCAGCCAGUCAGAAGCAGCAGCUGGUGGAGACCCACCUGGCCCGUGUGGAGGCCAUGCUCAACGACCGCCGCCGCCUCACCCUGGAGAACUACCUGGCCGCCCUGCAGGCUGACCCCCCCAGGCCCCACCGCAUCCUGCAGGCCCUCAGGAGGUACGUCCGCGCAGAGAACAAGGAUCGUCAGCACACCAUCCGUCACUACCAGCACGUCCUCGCUGUGGACCCUGAGAAGGCUGCCCAGAUGAAGUCUCAGGUGAUGACCCACCUGCGUGUGAUCGAGGAGCGCAUGAACCAGAGCCUGUCCCUCCUCUACAAGGUGCCCCACGUGGGUGAGGAGAUCCAGGAUGAGAUCGACGAGCUGCUCCAGGAGCAGAAGGCUGACAUGGACCAGUUCCUGUCCUCCAUCUCCGAGUCCCAGCCGGACGUCACCGUGUCGUCCGAGGAGAGCAUGGAGCUGCCUGCCUCCGAGGGCAAGCCGUACCGGCCCUUCCAGGUCACCUCCCUGGGGUCCCACUCUGACCCAGAGGGCUCCGGGAUGUCCGGUCUGGACGGUCUGAUCGGCGCUGAGGAGAGGAUCAUCAACAGCAAGGGGAAGAUCAGCGACAGCGUGGUGAUUGAUGAGUCUCUGGAUGUUAAAGAAGUGAUUUACAGUGCAGAGAGAGUCAGCGUAAUGCAUGCUGAUGAUCUGGAAUCCUAUCGUCCUCUUGAGGAGGACUUCAGCUUCGGGAGCAGUGCCCUGAUUGGCUUGUUGGUGAUCGCGGUGGCCAUAGCAACGGUGAUAGUGAUCAGCCUGGUGCUGCUGAGGAAGAGGCAGUAUGGCACCAUCAGUCAUGGCAUUGUGGAGGUUGACCCCAUGCUGACCCCAGAGGAACGCCACCUCAGCAAGAUGCAGAACCAUGGCUACGAGAACCCCACCUACAAAUACCUGGAGCAGAUGCAGAUCUAGUGUGGGAAGACGGGGGGGGCGAUGUGGAGGCCAUGAAAAGAAGGCAAUAGAGGGGGGAACAUACUACUGACCAAUAACAAAGAUGCUCUCGUCAAAAUCAUUUGCAUACGAAUGCCCUAUACUGGUUUGUUCAAAACAAUUCUUAAAUAAUGCUACUACUUCUACUACUGCUACAAUUGUAUUAUAGAGCUCCUUUUUGAUCUUUUGUUUCUUUUAAGAGGUGAUGUAUCUACAUUUUACAUUCUGGAAAAAGUGAUUCAGUAAAUGACUCUGUAAUUAUGCAUACCAUUAUCCUUGAUCAAGAUGUAAAACAUUUUUUUAUGUUCUUUUUUUUCUCAAAUCAAAUCAAGCUAACGGUUGAAAUUAAAUGUUUUUGUGGCCAUCAACGAAUAACUUACACAAAGACACUACUGGUUUCUUCCUCAUUGUACAAGUGUCCAAUUUCUGAUGGUCUCAUAGAUGUUUUACCUGAUUUAUUUUCAAUAGAUUGCUUGUAUAAUGAUGGUUAUUUGUACCAAUUAAAAUGUAUGGUGAAACGAAAAUGAGAAAAAAAUGAAACUAAAUCAUAAAAUACAUUUUCUUUCUGUCCUUUGUUAUGACAACAAAGUAUACAUAAACAGUUUAAAUAUAUAUAUAAAUAUAUAUAAAAAGUAGAUGUUUUAUUCCACCUUUUCUCCAGGGAACAGUUUAUGACUGAUGCAUGGGUUGGUGACAGAGUUGUGUUGCUGACCCCCAGCUAGUCAGCGUGUGCACAGUCCCCCAGCUCACUAGACCUGCUCUCAACCCUGAUCCAUCUUAAGAAGUGGGAAAAGCCCUUUAUAUCCCCUAAACACACACACACACAUAUCCAUCAUUGAAGUAACAGUGUGACAACAUCAUUUUGAUCCCGAAAGAUCCCCAUGAUUGAUGUGUGAUCAUAGUUGAAUGUAUUGUGGAAGAUUCUGGAUGUUUUGCCUCUGAGUAAGUCCCUCGAGGGUCUGAUCCUGUAUUGGCAGAGUGAGCCAGCGAGUGAAGACGCCACACAAAAUAUUUUGCACAAACAAUUUGACUGUGUCGUGAUUCCAAACAUACAAUCGAUCAAUGGAAACUAAUUUGGGAAGUAUGGGUUUUUCAUGAACAGCUGUUUGCUUUGCUGGUCCUAAAGCACAGAGCAGUUUGAGUAAUAUUUGAUAGACAAAAGCCAUUAUAAAAUAAGUAAUUGGAGCUGGAGGGCUGUGCAGACUGACUGACAGACAGACGGGGCUUAGAGAACUGGUUUCUGAUAAAAGCAAAGUGUGUAUUUGUACCGGUAGAGAACUGCACAAACAAGUAAAUUGAAUCCUAGAAUCAUUAGUUUUUUUUUCUCUUAGUAUUGUCUUGGUAUGCCUGUAUAGUUGAUGUUGCAAUCAUGGCUUUCUGGAGGAUUACCUGUGGUGUGCAUUGUUCUUAUAUGAAAUGAUAUGAUAUAUAUUUUUAAGUUUGUUUUCUUGUUUUCUAAUUUUCUCUUCCUGUGACAGUAUCUCUGUAUGUGACUGUCUCACUAUGCACCCAAAUGGCUUCAAUCUUGUAGUUGCCUGCUUGAUUGUGUGGUAGGGAGGGGAGACUAAUAUAUGCGUAUUAGUGAUACAAUUUGAUUGACAUCAAUGGAAACAGAUUUAUGGUUACAGGGGGAACACAUCAAUAAACUCACUACUUCCAUAUUGGUAGGCCCCUA
This is a messenger RNA of Hypomesus transpacificus, 4165 nucleotides long. It is a transcript of the gene aplp2, whose product is annotated as amyloid beta (A4) precursor-like protein 2. Gene Ontology annotation, molecular function: serine-type endopeptidase inhibitor activity; transition metal ion binding; heparin binding. Gene Ontology annotation, biological process: axonogenesis; central nervous system development. The transcript has 17 exons. Bases 217 to 2472 code for a protein of 751 amino acids. The record is from RefSeq and is a predicted model, not a curated record. NCBI's taxonomy places the organism in Eukaryota, Metazoa, Chordata, Actinopteri, Osmeriformes, Osmeridae. Gene Ontology annotation, cellular component: membrane.